CCGGCUUUAGGUGCUUUUUGCUUCCUCUCCUUUGAAGCGCGGCUUGAGAGGAAGAGGAGGGGUGCGGAGCCGGGGCUGUGCCGGGAGCCGGGAGGGAGCCUGUGCCCUUCUCCAUGGCGAGGCAGGAGGAGAGGAGGCUCCCGAGGAGGGAACCGGGGAGCUGACUCAGCGGAGCAGCCCGGCAUGUCUUCCCGGGAGCACGGCUUCCCUGCCGGAGCCUGCGGAGGGAGGCCUGAGAAGGGGGUGCGCUGCUUCACUGAUGUUAUAGACUCUCUCACCCAAGGCUUUCCAUGUGCUCUCACUCCUGCUGACCCCAACAAGACUGUGGACUUGUUUGAGAUGAUUGAAAAAAUGCAGGGAAGUCGUCUGGAUGAGCAAAGAUGUUCCCUUCCAGCUCCUCUCAAGACAGAAGAGGAGUAUAUUCCUUACCCCAGCAUCCACGAGGUAUUACAGAAAGGGUGGCCAUAUCCUCUCAUUAUCUUACCCCAGUUUGGGGGCUACUGGAUUGAAGGGACCAGCCACAACCUCUCCAGCUCGAGCCCAACUCUGUCUGAUGCACCCUUUCCCUGGAGUGGUAAAGUGAAACUGGAAAGUGACCCGACAGCCAAGCUGUACCGCAAACAUUUCCUGGGGAAGGAGCACCAGAACUUUUACUCCAGUGACAUGUCCUUGGGCUACCUGGUACUUUCUGUGAAGUAUGAACAGAUUGAGAAACAGGAAAAUCUACGCCUGUUGCUCAGGACUCGAACUGGCACCAAACAUGACCUGAUCCCCAUUUCCUGUCUGAAUGAGUUUCCUAAUGCUGUCCAGAUGGCGAAGCUAGUGUGUGAGGAUGUGAAUGUUGAACGCUUCUUUCCUGUCCUCUACCCCAAGGCUUCGCAGCUUAUUGUUGCGUUUGAUGAACAUGUCAUAAGUAAUAACUUCAAAUUUGGGGUCAUCUACCAGAAACCUGGACAGACGACAGAAGAAGAAGUCUUCAGUAACACAGAAGAGAGUUUGGGUUUCCUGGAGUUCUUGGAUUUCCUUGGAGACAAGAUUCAGCUGCAGGAUUUCCGUGGGUUCCGAGGAGGCCUGGAUGUUACCAGAGGUCAGACAGGCACCGAGUCAGUCUAUACAAACUUCCGGGGCAAGGAGAUUAUGUUUCAUGUAUCUACGAAGCUGCCCUUCACAGAGGGAGAUUCCCAGCAGCUUCAGCGGAAGCGUCACAUUGGGAAUGACAUUGUAGCCAUCAUCUUCCAGGAUGAAAGCACACCUUUUGUCCCUGAUAUGAUUGCUUCUAAUUUCCUACAUGCUUAUGUGGUAGUUCAGCUCACUCAUGACACCACUGGGGACACUCUCUACAAGGUUUCAGUCACAGCCCGCGAUGAUGUCCCAUUCUUUGGACCCCCUCUGCCAAACCCAGCCGUAUUUAGAAAGAGUGCAGAAUUCCGUGAAUUUCUCCUGGUCAAGCUCAUCAAUGCUGAGUACAGCUGCUAUCGAGCUGAGAAAUUUGCUAAAUUAGAGGAAAGAACCCGGAGUGCCCUCUUGGAGAGCCUUUUUGAGGAGCUACAGCUUCGCAGCCGUAGUAUGAUGGGACUACCCGUAGGGGAGGAUGACAAGAUAGAGAAUGGCAGUGGGGGCUUCCUUGAGAAUUUCAAGCGGGUGAUCAGAGGCCGCAGCCAGAGCCUGGAUACCAUGGGAAUAUCCAUGAGAAAGCAGCAGCCAGCUACCCUGCCCAGCCGCCCAACGCCAGCUGGCCUUGCCCUCAGCCAGAGUGUCGCCGAGGGCCCUAAGGCUGUUGCUGCGUCUUUUGCCUUGCCUGGUAGGAGCCCAUCACGUACUCGAGCCAGCCGCUUCCAUGGGCGACGGAGUAGUGCUAUUGGCAUUGAGAACAUACAGGAGGAAAAGAGCAGAGACACUGCAGAGAGGAUACAGAAGAUGCUGGACAGUCCAGGGACGUUCUUUGACCUGAAGUCUGAUGGAUCAUCCAGUCCCAGCUCCCCAGAGUUCCCCAACAGGAAGAGCAAAAUGCUCAGGAGUCAGACUUCAGGAUACUGUGUGAUGCAGCCGUUGUCACGUUCUUCAUCCAGUGUAAGCAGUUGUUGUAGUGGUUUGAGAGAAAAUGAAACAUCUGAGGAAGAGGAGAAUGACAGGGAGCUGAUGUGCUCUCUUGAGGGCCCUCCAAAACAGGAUUCAGUGGUUCACAGCGUAUGGCUGGAUGACAGUGACUGCACACCCAGUACUUCCAGCUCACCAGGAAGCAGGCUGCUUCCUUCCAGCAGUGUUGCUGGCUCCACUGGAAAAGGAAGAGACAGUAAAGCAGAUGCUCAUCACCAUAAUCCAGCUUCCAUUUUGUGCUGCGUGUGAGGUCAGCGCUGGAGGACGGUGUUGGUGCACACUGGGUGAGGAGCACAGGCAGGAUUUGCCCAAAGACUAGUGGGUGCACUGGUGGAAAGGAGGAAGAAGUUCUCAACUGACAGGAUAUUUCCUGAAGAGCUGAAAGAGGUGCAAGAAGGAAAAAUUGUGGGGGAACACGAUACUACCACAACACUUACAGGUGUAAGAACAUGAAGGAUACAGGUUUCUUUUUCCUGAUGCUUUGCUCCAGGCUUUGCUGUUUACGUGAACAAAUGUGAACGCGCUUUACUUAAAUUUCAGAAAGCAACAAAAAACGGAAUUCCAGCUGCUUCUAGUUCUUCUGCUUCCUUCAGUGGUGUGUCUGAGACAGCCAGGAAUCACUGAGAAAUCAAUAUUCAAAUGUGUCAUUCCAAUGCAGCCAAUAUAGGGCCAGGUUCAAACUAUUUCAGUGUGAAAUUUCUUAAAUGUUAUUCGUUGCCUGUCUUUAUCUCUGCAGAAUAUAUGAUGGGAAGUCAUACGUAGCCAUAUCCAAACCACCUUUGCAUGGUCAGCAAUUAGAGCACCCUUGAGGAAGCAAAACACAGUCUGGUUCAGUUACCAGUUAAAUUCACAGGGUAUGUACCACUGUCCUCCAAAGACAUUACUGUAAGAACAGCAUUAAUUUAAGACCCCUGCAGGGUCUGGGGUUAGUUCCCAAGAAAGCAUUUGUAUGAUGGUCUUCUCAAAUGUCAGUCACCACAGAGCAAGGUAUAUAAAAUACUGUCCAGGAGGGGCACAGUUCCUUCUGAGAUACUUGACUGGUUCCCUAGAUUUUUCACUGGGCUUGAAUUGUCCCUGUGUCUUCCUUCCACUCUUCUCUCUUGUGUCCCCUUAACUGCCACGCUGCAGAGUAAAAGGCAAGUGUGAAUACCUCGUCCUGUGCUUCUAGUGUCUAUGUAGUACCUUGGACUUAAAAUAAAAGGAGAAUGUGGCCAACUUCUCUUAA
Neopsephotus bourkii (Bourke's parrot) is the source of this 3322-nucleotide messenger RNA. Its product is annotated as rap1 GTPase-activating protein 1-like. Gene Ontology annotation, biological process: regulation of small GTPase mediated signal transduction; activation of GTPase activity. The transcript is spliced from 24 exons. Bases 184 to 2346 code for a protein of 720 amino acids. Gene Ontology annotation, cellular component: cytoplasm. Gene Ontology annotation, molecular function: GTPase activator activity. The record is from RefSeq and is a predicted model, not a curated record. Lineage: Eukaryota; Metazoa; Chordata; Aves; Psittaciformes; Psittacidae.